GACGCGCACGGCGUUUAGUCUCGUCCGGACCCCAGAUGGCCCUCCAUCACAGGGACUGCAUGAAGCAUACCAGCAAGCCCAGCUCCAUCCUCCCCUAGCGAAGCCAGUUCGUGGAUUACCGCAUUGUUUUGUUACUCCCAUCCAGAGACGGAGCGAGGAAGAAGACGACGACGAUGAUGAUGAUACGCACACCGUGGUGGAUUUCCCUUUUGUGCGUCUGUGGAUUGAUGCACGUCGGGCAUCAGAGCAACCCCCAUUCCUUUAAUGGUGACGCCUCGUCGAGCGUCAAGACGCCCCGGAGAGGCGGCAGCUCGAUGGGCAAGAAGGUGAACUCGGUGCCCGUCCGCCUUCUCUACAGCAGACACAACCACAGCAUGGUCGACCACCAUGAGCUCAGCACACGCGUCAUGGGCAGCCCCAGAUCCACGCAGGUGAACCACAUAGCCCAAGCCAGCUUUCAAGUGGAGGCUUUUGGCAGGAAGUUCACCUUGGAUGUGGAGCUCAAUCAUGAUCUGCUGUCUUCAGAGUACGUGGAAAAGCAUUUGUCAGAGAAAGGGAAGACAGUCGUCACUGCUGGAGGAGAGCACUGCUACUAUCAGGGGAGAGUCAGAGACAUUCCUCACUCCUUCGCAGCCCUUUCCACUUGUCAAGGUCUACAUGGGAUGUUUUUCGAUGGCAAUCACACAUAUCUGAUUGAACCUGGAGGAGAGGGCGGCGGGAAUCAUGGCAAUGUUCACUUGAUAUACAAAUCUGGAGGGUCAGAUGGACUAAUGGACCUAUUUGGUGGUCACCUCCCUGAGCCGCCCUUUCCCACUCCUCCAUUUCCUGGCUCAAGAGUUGUUCACCGGAGAAAGAAGAGACAGGCCCCACACGUGUUUCGAAGUGUGGAAGAUGAAGUCAAAUACAUCGAGCUGAUGGUGAUCAAUGACCAUUUAAUGUACAAGAAGCAUCGCCUUUCCGUUGGCCACACCAAUAACUAUGCUAAGUCAGUGGUCAAUAUGGCUGACAUGAUUUUCAAAGAACAAUUGAACACCCGCAUUGUGCUUGUCGCUAUGGAAACAUGGUCUGCCGACAACAAAUUCAACAUCGACGAUGACCCCAGGGUGACUCUGAAGGAGUUCAUGAAGUACCGCAAAGAUUUCAUCAAGGAGAGAUGCGACUCUGUCCAUCUCUUCUCGGGGAACCAUUUUCACAGUGACUGGGGCGGUGCUUCCUACAUGGGAGGAGUUUGCUCUCUCACCAAAGGGGGAGGCGUAAAUGAGUAUGGAAAAUCAGAUGUGAUGGCCAUAAAUCUGGCUCAGUCCCUCGCUCAUAACAUUGGCAUUUUCUCGGACAAGAAGAGGAUCAUGAAUGGGGAGUGCAAGUGUGAAGAUCGUUGGUCAGGCUGCAUCAUGGGUGAUGCUGGCUUCCACCUGCCCAAGAGGUUCACCGACUGCAACGUGGAGGAAUACCACAACUUCCUAAGCAGUGGUGGCGGAACCUGUCUGUUCAACAAGCCUCUCAAACUGCUGGACCCUCCUCAAUGUGGUAAUGGCUUCGUGGAGCCAGGGGAGGAGUGCGACUGUGGCAGCCCAUUGGAGUGUGCACGAGAGGGAGAGAAUUGCUGUAAAAAGUGUACUCUGACUCAAGGCUCGAAAUGUAGCGAUGGGCUCUGCUGCAACAACUGCCAGAUGGAAUUCAUGGGGGUUGUGUGCCGGGAUGCGGUGAAUGACUGUGACAUACCCGAAAACUGCACGGGAAACUCCAGCCAGUGUCCACCAAAUGUGCAUAAGAUGGAUGGUUACACGUGCGAGAAAGACCAGGGGCGCUGCUUCAAUGGGAGAUGUAAAACAAAAGACAAACAGUGCAAGUACAUUUGGGGAGAGAAAGCCACGGCGGCGGACAAGUACUGCUACGAGAAGCUCAACAUUGAGGGCACUGAGAAGGGCAACUGUGGGAAGGACAAAGACACGUGGAUCCAGUGUAACAAGCAAGACGUUCACUGCGGCUACCUACUGUGCUCCAACAUCUCCCCUACCCCACGACUGGGAGACCUGCCGACAGGCUUGACCUCCUUCUCUGUGGCAAGACACAGCGCCUCUCUAGACUGCAGUGGUGGCCACGUGCUGAUUGACGGCGACACCGACCUGGGCUACGUGGAGGACGGCACAGCCUGCGGAACUGACAGUAUCUGUUUCAACCGCAAGUGUAUCCCUGUCCAGCAAUUCAACUUCAGCACCUGCCCUGGAACCACAGACACAGUCAUCUGCUCAGGACACGGGGUGUGCAGCAAUGAACUGAAGUGUGUGUGUUACUUGGGCUGGGCCGGAGACGACUGCAACUCCACAUCGCCUCUCAGCUAUCUGAUUGUGGGACCCACAGCCUCUGUUUCAGGCAUUACCAGUACCAACAUCGUCAUCAGCGCCAUUGUAGGGUCCAUCCUCUUCCUCGCCCUCAUUCUGGCUGUAACAGCCUGGUGCUACAAGAGCUACAGAAGGAGGCGUUAUGUGGAGUCUGAGGUUCAUCGAAGAUUCUGCCGACAAAUGCCGCCAGGCGACUACGUGACCAAGCCGAGCGACGCCGACUCCUUCUACAGCGACAUGCCGCCCGGCGUGAGCACGAACUCGGGCUGCAGCUCCAAGAAGAGGUCAGCGUGUCUGUCACACCUUCAGAUUUGUGCCCUGUCCUUCACUCCUUCCAUCCCAUCCAUUACGCAGAACAUCUCAGUUUUUGGCUUCAGAUCUAAUGGUUUGUCCCACUCUUGGAGUGAGAGAAUCCCAGAUGCCAAACACAUCUCAGACAUCUGCGAGAACGGAAGACCGAGGAGCAACUCGUGGCAAGGAAACAUGAGUGGCCAUCGGAAGAAACUGAAAGGAAAGAAGUUCCGCGCUCGCUCCAACUCCACAGAGACACUUUCUCCCGCCAAGUCUCCCACUUCUUCGACAGGAUCAAUUGCAUCCAGCAGGAGAUACCCCUACCCCAUGCCUCCCCUGCCCGAUGACCAGAGGAAAGCAAACAGGCAGAGUGCCAGGCUGUGGGAGACAUCAAUAUAAGAGCUUGAAAAACAAGCUGAGAUGAAAACACUCACGCGUACAACAGUGAAGCAAAAUACGCUCUGUACGCAGACCGAGAUAAGCGACAAGCAUCUCGUCAUUCGAGACGAACCUUGGGCAGCGCACAACUGAAGCUCAGAACUACCCACCCCCUAAAAAAAAAAAAACCUUGAGCCAUUCUUUCCAACCACAUAUCCGUGCUACAUUGGAUCAAGAGGAGCAUUUGUGGGUACAAACACUGAAUGCAUGAAGAAGCUCCCAAGGACCCUUUUGGACACAACGCAUGCAAGGGGCACCGUUUCACAACCUCACUCUCUCGUUCCAUUAUAACUAACAAUACUGCAUCUUCACUCCUAAAAAUGGAAAAUGAACAUAUCCACCCCCUCCUCUUCGCUGUAUUUUAUGUACAUAUGUAAAUCAAAUGGCACUUUUUUUUUUUAAUUUGCCGUGUCCGUCCAUACACAAGAGAAUGUAGAAAGACAUUUGGCCUUUAUGGAGGGGAAAUAUUCAUACCAGAUAUUCUCAAAACUUUGGAGUCGCUCUUAAAAUCCUAAUGGCAAAUUGCGAGAAUUAAGCACAAUUUGUCCAAGAAAAAUCGUAAUAUUCCUUAUUCGAAUUCAGCAAAAGAAUUGAUAUUUUAACAAGUGAAAUUCAAAACUACCAUUCACUUUUUGCAACGUUGCACCUUUUAAUUUGGAAAAGUUAAUUCUCUUAAUAUAAAAAAAAACACCUUUUCCCAUUGAUUUUAACCAAGGAGCCAAAAAAAUGGUUCUCUGUUUUAAUGAUUCACACAUGAAAGUGUGUACUUUAUAUCAUAAAUUAUUUUGCAAAACUCCAAGGCCUCUAGCUUGAGAACCAUUGAUUUAACCCCCCUUAAAAAGCCUUAUAUCCCAUGUUGCCAUGUGUUUAGUGUACUCAUCUUGUUGAAUUUACUAAGUCCACACCUUGCCCAAUUUAGAGCAAAGUCACAGUUGGUCUGAAUAUACAGUCCCUGACAAAAGUCUUGUCGCUUAUCCAUUUUGUAGAAACCUGACUUUUAAUUAUUCAAUUGGUUUUAGAAAUGGCUCAUAUGAAAGCUGAAACCCUCCCAAAUGAUGUUAAAUGUACAAAAAUAUAUUUGUUUCACUGAAAAAAGAUUUAUCAUUUAAUGAAGACAUAAAGGUCGAAUUUUGGCAAGACAAAAGUUUUGUCGCCUACAGAAAGUAGUGUGAAAAUUGAACAAAAAUGUACUUCAAAUACAAAAAUAUGUUCCAUAGCAUAAGCGAAUUAAGUAGCGGUGCUGUGAGAUCCAAAUUUAAUAUUUUGUAUGACUUCCAUGGGCUUGAAGGACUGCUUCCAUGCGGUUCGGCAAGGAUUCAUACAAUUUAUUGAUGAAGUCAUCACGAACAUCAAAGAAAGCAGUCUUGCAUGCCUCCCAGAGUUCAUCAACAUUCUUGGGUUUCGUCUUCCAUGCUGCCUCUUUCAUCCUACCCCAGACAUGCUCAAUGAAUGGGCUGGCCAGUCCUGGAGGAUCUUGAUCUUCUUUGCCUUGAGGAACUUUGAGGUAGAGUUUGAAGUAUGCGAUGGAGUACCACCCUGCUGCUGAAUUUGUCCCUUUUUAUGGUUAGGAAUGUAAGAGGCAGCUAAGAUUUGUUGAUAUUUCAGACUAUUUGUCUCUCAGGGUGCAGACAAUUAAAAAACUGUGUGGCAUUUGCCAAGGCCCACAGCCUGUCAAAAGGAUGGACGCUGGAAAAGUGGCAAAAGGUGGAUUUUUCAGAUGAAUCUUCCAUUGAAUUACACCAAAGUCGCCGCGAAUAUUGCAGGAGACCUACUGGAGCCCGCAUGGAUCAGAGAUUCACUCAGAAAACAGUGAAGUUUGGUGGUGGAAAAAUCAUGGUCUGGGGUUACAUCCAGUAUGGGGGUGUGCGAGAGAUCUGCAGGGUGGAAGGCAACAUAAAUAAUCUGAGAGCCAUUUCUGAAACCAAUUGAAUGAUUAAAAGUCAGGUUAUUAGCAAUUGUUUCUACAAAAUGGAUAAGCAACAAGACUUUUGUCAGGGACUGUAGAGUGGGGUACACACACAGCAAUUCUGAACAUAGCAAUUUGUUUUUGUAUUCUUUGAGAACAAAUCAGUGGUGCUAGUAAAAUAAUUGAGGUCCAUUUUGUCCAAUAAUUGAUCAAACAUUACAAGCCAGCCAAUGACUGCAUGCAAAUAAAUGCAAUUGUCACUUGUUUUACCGAGACUAUAAGAGGGUUAAUAUGUCCUAAUUUUUUUGAAUACAUUCAUUAAAGGGACAGACAACACCUGGUAUAAAUGAGCUUCAUGUGAAAGACAGCUCAAAUAUACUGUAAGUAGGAGUGGGAACCUGUUACCUCACGAUACGAUACGAUUUGCGAUACAAAGCUCACAAUAACGAUGAUCUGACGAUAUGGCGAUAAAACGAUUAUCGAUACAUUGGUCAGGAAAUCAUUCUAGGAUAUUCUACCAACAACAAAUAAACAGAAAAACAAGCUUCUGCUGUGAAUUGGAAUGUGUUUAUCGCUAGUAGAUGUCCAAUCCAUUUGAACUCGUUCAUUCGCUGUCAUCCCUCCCACUUCAAACGGAUUGAAUGUUUAUUGCCGUCAGUGACAGCCAAUGCCAGGUAAUGAAGUAAUUUUGGGCCAUUUAAGGUCAUUUACCUGUUGAUUUUCAGUUCCUGUUGUUUUUGGGGGUAUUUUAUGGGUCACUUCCUGUUUAUUUUGAGUUACAGAACAGGAAGUGACCUGGGAAUCACCCAAAUGAAUAGGCAGUGACUCAAACUCGGAACAGGAAAUGACCUGUAUAUGCUCUAAAAUGAAAAUGAAAUGCAAGUGAUCUGUAAAACCCCUGAAAAUCGGACAGAAUGAAUGAAUGCUCUGGUUUCGAAUGAACAAACUAAAUGGAUUGGGCGUCGAGCACCGUCAAUGCAGCCUUAGAGUUAACUGAGACACUAUUAUGGUGGAAGAUUUUGGUAGCAACCUGUUGGUUUCCUUUUUUUUUUUUUUUUUUUUU
This is a messenger RNA of Corythoichthys intestinalis (scribbled pipefish), 6040 nucleotides long. RefSeq names its product ADAM metallopeptidase domain 22 (gene adam22). Bases 174 to 3032 code for a protein of 952 amino acids. Gene Ontology annotation, cellular component: postsynaptic density membrane. The transcript has 31 exons. Gene Ontology annotation, biological process: proteolysis. Gene Ontology annotation, molecular function: metalloendopeptidase activity. The record is from RefSeq and is a predicted model, not a curated record. NCBI's taxonomy places the organism in Eukaryota, Metazoa, Chordata, Actinopteri, Syngnathiformes, Syngnathidae.